Molecule: messenger RNA, 1036 nt
Organism: Manduca sexta (tobacco hornworm)
Lineage: Eukaryota; Metazoa; Arthropoda; Insecta; Lepidoptera; Sphingidae
Exons: 1
Coding region: 95-1036 (313 amino acids)
Molecular function (GO): nucleic acid binding
Source: RefSeq, a predicted model, not a curated record
CCGCUUACUGCAGCGACACAGCAACAAACUCAGAAAGUGUCCACGAUCGCAGAUUCGGUAUCCAGAAGAGGUAUGUACAGAACUACAAUGGUGGAUGGAGAAUAUCAAUCAGAAGUCAGCGAUUCAUCUCCAAAGAAUGCCGACGAACCACGUCAUCACCGACGCGUCGGACAUUCAAUGGGUAGCCCUGGUGAACAACGAUAUGAUAAAAGGCCUAUGGGAGCAACACCAGACAAAAUGGCAUUGCAAUCUGAAGGAAAUGUAUGCUGUGAUAGCCGCUAUAUCAGCCAAAGCAAAGGUGCUCCAGAAUUCUACAGUGAUUCUUCAGAGCGACAACAAAACAGUCGUGUCUUAUAUAAAAAACGAAGGAGGAACACGAUCACGUCAAUUGCUAGAUCUGACCCAACAGCUGCUGGAACUAGUGGACCACCUCAACAUUGUGCUCCGGCCUCACCACCUACCAGGCCUGUGCAACACCGAAGCAGAUCACCUCUCACGAAAUCGCGUCGCCGCCGAGUGGCACCUCACAGGCGAAGAAACAUCGAGACUGUUCGGCAUGUGGGGCACGCCAGACCUAGACCUCUUUGCGUCACAGACAGCACAUGUCGUAGCAAACUAUGUUUCGCUAGACUUGUCAGACUCGAACGCUUACUUUCACGACGCGUUUAGCAGAUCCUGGCACUACCGACUUGCAUGGCUGUUCCCGCCGCCCAGCCUAAUACCCAGGGUACUGGAUCACCUCAAUUCAGCCUCAGGUCAGUACAUUCUCGUAGCACCCAAGUGGACGAAGUCUUUUUGGAGGCCAGACCUGAAGAAUCGAGCUCUAAAACGUCCCGUGAAACUCAGAAAUCUGAAAAGACGCUUUUGGACACGACGACAAUGCUACCGCCGGCACAAGUCGGAAAGUUACACCUGGAAGCCUGGCUCAUUUCGGGUGGGAUGCCCUGACGGAUACAUGGACGCCGCAAGAGAAACAGUUAUUGUCAUCGUGUUGGAGGCAGUCUACAAUAAAGACUUAUGCCCCUAUUUGGAGUAG